CGGAGGCCGGUCCUGACUUUGUAGCUCGCUCAAGAUGGCGGCGCAGCCACCCAGCGGGAUCCGCCUCAGCGCGCUUUGCCCGAAGUUUUUACAUACAAAUUCUACUAGUCACACUUGGCCAUUCAGUGCAGUUGCUGAAUUAAUAGAUAAUGCUUACGAUCCUGAUGUGAAUGCUAAACAGAUAUGGAUUGACAAAACAGUGAUAAAUGACCACAUAUGCUUGACAUUCACUGAUAAUGGGAAUGGUAUGUCUUCAAAUAAGUUACAUAAAAUGCUAAGCUUUGGCUUCAGUGACAAAGUUACCGUGAAUGGUCAUGUUCCAGUUGGAUUGUAUGGGAAUGGUUUCAAGUCAGGUUCUAUGCGUUUGGGUCAAGAUGCAAUUGUUUUUACCAAAAAUGGAGAAAGCAUGAGCGUCGGCCUCCUGUCUCAGACCUACUUGAAAGCCAUAAAAGCAGAACAUGUUGUUGUCCCAAUAGUGGCCUUCAACAGACACCGACAGAUGAUUAAUUUGGAGGAGUCAGAAGCAAGCCUUGCUGCCAUUCUGAAACACUCUCUGUUUUCUACGGAACAGAGUUUACUAGCAGAACUGGAUGCUAUUAUGGGUAAGAAGGGGACGCGGAUCAUCAUUUGGAACCUUCGAAGCUACAAAAAUGCAACAGAGUUUGAUUUUGAUAAGGAUAAAUACGACAUCAGGAUUCCGGAAGAUUUAGAUGAGACAACAGGGAAGAAAGGGUAUAAGAAGCAAGAGCGGAUGGACCAGAUUGCCCCAGAAAGCGACUAUUCCCUAAGGGCUUACUGCAGUAUUUUAUAUCUAAAACCAAGAAUGCAGAUCAUCUUACGUGGACAGAAAGUGAAGACACAGCUAGUUUCAAAGAGUCUUGCUUACAUUGAACAUGAUGUUUAUCGACCAAAAUUUUUAACGAAAACAGUAAAAAUUACUUUUGGAUUCAACUGCAGAAAUAAAGAUCAUUAUGGGAUAAUGAUGUAUCAUAAAAAUAGACUCAUCAAAGCUUAUGAAAAAGUUGGAUAUCAGUUAAAGGCAAACAACAUGGGUGUUGGAGUAGUGGGAAUUAUAGAGUGCAAUUUCCUAAAGCCAACUCAUAAUAAACAAGAUUUCGACUAUACUAAUGAGUACAGGCUUACACUACUAGCACUGGGAGAUAAACUGAAUGAUUACUGGAAUGAAAUGAAAGUGAAGAAAAAUGCAGAAUAUCCUCUAAAUUUGCCAGUUGAAGAUAGACAGAAACGUCCUGAUCAGACAUGGGUUCAGUGUGAUUCCUGUCUAAAGUGGCGAAAAUUACCAGAUGGGAUAGACCAACUUCCAGAAAAAUGGUAUUGCUCCAAUAACCCUGACCCACAGUUCAGAAAUUGUGAUGUUCCAGAAGAACCUGAAGAUGAGGAUUUGGUGCAUCCCACUUAUGAAAAAACCUACAAAAAGAAAGACAGGGAAAAAUUCAGAUUCAGACAACUGGACAGGAUCCCUCAGAUUAAUACUGAACUGUUGUUUCGGACAACCUCUGUGUCAAGUCGAAGCUUUUCUCCUGUAAAGGACAGUGUUCCAAGAAGACACCCUUCAGAACCAGCAGAUCCUUAUGCAGCAAGACUUGUAAAUAAUCAUCGAGGUUCACCUCAGUCUGAACCAGAGGGCAACAGCAUGAAACGAAGACUUCCUAUUCGUUCCUCAAUUUUGAAUGCAAAGACUCGGAGAUUGAGUAAUCAAGCAUUUGAAAACCCAGCUUACAAAGAGGAUGAUGACGUCAUCAUCUUAGAAGAAACCAGUACUCCCAAGCCGCAUGAUGUUGAGGUGAAAUCAGAACAGAGUCACAUCGAACAAAGCGGUGUUCAGGACGAGCCUGUGGAUAACAGUGAACCUUAUGGCCAGAGUAGUUCAACAGGUACCUUGUCAUCCACAUGUGAUCAGGCAACUGGUGUGGCCACCCAGACUGAAGUGCCAGGCUUAGUUGUUAAAAAGGAAGAAACUAUUGAAGAUGACAUGAGUGCAAGAAACAGUACAGCGGUACCACCAUCCUGUGUGGAAGCUGAAGCAAUGACACAUGAAACCCAGGAAACCUUUGAUAAAUCUGUGGAUGAUGCGGGGUCCGAGUUAAAUGAACUGAGAAAUAAGCUACUUCUGGUUACCCAAGAAAAAGAAGAUUAUAAAAGACAAUGUCACAUGUUUACUGACCAAAUCAGACUGUUGAAACAGAGGAUACUGGAAAUGAGUGACAAAUACGUGAAGAAGGAAACUUGCCAUCAAUCUACCGAAACCGAUGCUGUGUAUUUACUUGAAAGUAUUAAUGGCAAAUCUGAAAGUCCAGACCACGUGGUAUCUCAGUAUCGGCAAGCUCUGGAAGAAAUAGAAAGGCUGAAAAAACAGUGUAGUGCUUUGCAACAUGUAAAGGCUGAAUGUAGUCAGUGUUCCAAUAAUGAGAGUAAAAGUGAAAUGGAUGAAAUGGUUGUGCAACUUGAUGAUGUAUUUAGACAGCUGGACAAAUGCACUGUUGAGAGGGACCAGUAUAAAAGCGAGGUUGAAUUAUUGAAAAUGGAGAAAUCACAAAUUCGUUCACAGUGUGAAGAACUGAAAACUGAAAUUGAACAAUUAAAAUCUGCAAAUCAACAGAAAGGAACAGAUGUUUCAACUUCAAGUAACCUUGAGGAGUCCGUAAAUUAUGCUGAUGGGGAAAGCUUUAAACUUCGAUCUCUCCGAGUUAACGUGGGACAGCUGCUGGCCAUGAUUGUACCUGACCUCGAUCUUCAGCAAGUGAAUUAUGAUGUUGAUGUAGUUGAUGAGAUUUUAGGACAAGUUGUUGAACAAAUGAGUGAAAUCGGUAGUUCUUAAAGUAUAUUUUAUGUGAAAUAAUAAAAAUAUUUGCUCAAUCCUUUCUGUUGUACAGCUUUCAAAAUGUAAACAGUUUUGUUCUAUAGAUAUGAUAGGUGACAGACUGAAGAACCAUAAUCCUUACUGUACCCUAUGCAUUCAGAUGUGGCCACAAACAGGUCGACACACUAUCACACCUUUUGAAAUGCCCGUGAGUCGUUGAUGUUGAGUGGCUUAAUAAUAGCUAACUCAUGUUUCUGUUUUAAAAUGUAAAUACUUGUAAUUAAGUCUGCACAUAUUUUUUUAUUACCCUAGAGGAUGUGUUUUUCACCAAGAGGUUUUCAGGUUGCCCCUAACCUUUGUGCAAUCUUUUCUGGUUUCCCAAAGUGUAUUUUUAUCUGAAGCGUGAGGGCUGUGCCAUACAUAAUAUGAAUGGAAUUGCGACUUUGGUUUUCUUACAGAGAAGUUUAAACAGGCAUUUGUAAAAUAUGAAUUAACACUCCUGAUAAGUUGUAAGCAAACUGAGCAUUAAUGUUUCUUUUCUAUAAAUGCUUAUCUCCUGAAAUAUUUUAUUCAUGAAAAUAAGGUAAGCAGAAAUUCUCUUCAUCCAUUUUGCCAGGAUAUUUUCUGUGCUGAGAUUGCCAAUCAUCGUUAAACAAAGUGUUUUUAUACAACAAAGAAAUGAUCUUUAAUAUAAAAAAGUAUCAAGUAUAUUAACUGUCUGAUCAUGUUUACUUUGAAGCCCAUUUUUGGCUGCUUAGCAUGGAGUGGGCACAAUGAUUGCUAAUAUUUCUUUUUAUGAAAUUUCCUGUAUAGUCUU
Molecule: messenger RNA, 3638 nt
Organism: Miniopterus natalensis
Lineage: Eukaryota; Metazoa; Chordata; Mammalia; Chiroptera; Miniopteridae
Source: RefSeq, a predicted model, not a curated record